AGUAAUUAGGCUCGCAGUUCCGCGGUCAACAAGGGCACGUGGAGCAUUAGACAGGCAAGCCACCAAUUGUAUUUCAUUACUGCUGUGCCACCUGCUGUCCUCCUCACGCCUUGCCCAGGGUUGUGAAUCCUACGCUGAGAGACAAACACGUGUAUCUGUGAGUCAGGAUGGCCAAGAGUCUCCGCAGCAAGUGGGUGAGGAAGUGCAAGCGAGAGAAGCGUGUGCGUUAUGGCAAAAAGGAGCUGACAUCACUGCUCACGCUGGUGGAGAAGGCGAACAAGAAUGAUGUGGUGGUCAGGGAUGCUGUGGAAGUGGUGAGAGAAAAGGCACAGAAACUCCAGCCAGCAGAACCAGAGGGGGAGAACACCAUGGAAGCGACCACCUCUGGCACCAGCGAGGAGCCAGUGCCAACCCUCCGGACACUCAUCAAGAAGACUGGUGCCGCCCCCAAGUGGCUCCACCCAAGAAGGUUGAAGAAGAGUAAGAACCUGAAGAAGAAGAAGAGCAAAGCUAGUUCAAGGAAGGACAAGUUUUUGGGGUAGUAUGAAUGACUAAGUAUGUGUGUGCAUGUGUUGGUUAUGUGAAUGUGUUAUGCUAUGAAAUAUAUGUUGUGUUUAGCUUU
Portunus trituberculatus (swimming crab) is the source of this 622-nucleotide messenger RNA. RefSeq names its product protein LLP homolog. Gene Ontology annotation, cellular component: nucleolus. Bases 168 to 542 code for a protein of 124 amino acids. The transcript is spliced from 3 exons. Lineage: Eukaryota; Metazoa; Arthropoda; Malacostraca; Decapoda; Portunidae. Gene Ontology annotation, molecular function: RNA binding. Gene Ontology annotation, biological process: dendrite extension. The record is from RefSeq and is a predicted model, not a curated record.